CUGCACACACGGACUGCACUGACACCCUCCUGUUUCCAGCUCCUGCUUUCAAAGUACAGAGGAGAAAUCCUGCUGCCAAGAAAAAGUGAUCUACAAAAUAGACUUGGAUGAGACUCAAGUGAGGCGUGAUCUUGUCAGUGCACUUCUUGUAGGUGGGCCCGCAGUCGCAGUUUUGCUUGCUUUCAGAAUCGGAGGCGCACUUGCUGGUGCAGUCGCAGCUGCACACGGAUGUACAAUCGGAGGUGGAUUUGGAUUGAUUGGCGCAGACAUGACCAUCAGUUGCAGUUUAACAGGCAUACUUGGAGGCGCAGUCGGAGGCAUAGUUGGAUGCAUACUGACACACACAGUGACAGAUUCUACCACGGUCGGAGGCGCAAUUGGAGGUGCAGUCGGAGGCAUAAUGACACUCGCAUUCACAGCUGCUGGUGCUAGCGUGGUCUGGGGCUUUAUCGGAUUCAUAAUCGGAGGGGCAGUCGGAGGCGCAGUCAGAGGCAUACUGACUCUCACAGUCACAGUUGCAGGUGCUUCUGUGGUCGGAGGUGCAAUCGGAUUCAUAUUUGGAGGUGCAGUCGGAGGCAUACUGACACUCACAGUCAUAGCUGCAAGUGCUGCUGCAGUCGGAGGUGCAAUCGGACACAGAUUCGGAGGCACAGUCGGAGGCGCAGUCGGAGGAGCAGUCGGAAAUGCAGUCGGAGGCGCAGUCGGACACUCAGUCAGAGGGGCAGUCGAAGGCGCAGUCAGAGGCAUACUGACACUCACAGUCACAGUUGCAUGUGCUGCUGUGGUCGGAGGUGCAAUCGGAUUCAUAUUUGGAAGCGCAGUCAGAGGCAUACUGGCACUCACAGUCACAGUUGCUGCUGCCAUCGGAGGCAUAAUCGCCUACAGAUAUGGAGGUGCAGUUGGAGGUGCAGUCGGAGGUGCAGUCGGAGGUGCAGUUGGAGACAUACUGACACUCACAUCUGCAGGUGCUUCUGCUGUCGGAGGAAGAGCAUUGGCACUCAGAGACCCAGGUGCAGUGGCACUCAGAGACACACUGAGAGACACGGAUGCAGUCAAAUUCUCAUUCAGACUUGUGUUAGGUGGAGUCACAUUCCUAGCUGCAGCAGCUUUGUUUCUUUACGUUAUCUUCAGUGAGGAUGAGCAGGAGGAGGAACUGAGAGAGAUGGAGGAGAGACGGAUGAAGUGGGCGAUGGAGAAUUGGCUCAGAGUGAUAGAGGAGAAACUGAAGAAAGAGAUGGAGGAGAAACUGACAAAGAUGAAGUGGUGGAGGAAGAUAGAGAUGAAGAGUAAACUUAGGAAAGAAAUUGAGGAGAAACUGAGUGAGAUCAAGAAGACACUGGAGGUGGAGAUAGAGAAGACACCGAGUGAGACAAAGGCAACAUGGAAGAAGAUGGAGAAGAAACUGAGGCAGCUGAAGGAGAAACGGAUGAGGAAGCUGGAGGAGGAACUGAAGAGGUUUGUUUAUUUAAAAAUACUGACAAUGUAGAUUUCCAGAAGAGAAAAUGUAAAUUUCCAUUCAUUUUCUACACCUCCCUCCUGACCAGAUCACACUGUCACAUGAUUCUGGCAGCUAGGGUUCUGCAGACCAGCUCAAAGCAGCUCAUAGGCAGAUUAUAAAAAUGAUAAGAACUCGACAUCAACAUUGCCGUUAACUCACAGUAAAUAGUUGUCUAGACAUAUUGUCCUAAAUUAAUAAUUACUUGUGCCUUUUUGAGCCG
Acipenser ruthenus (sterlet) is the source of this 1718-nucleotide messenger RNA. RefSeq lists its product as uncharacterized. The coding region runs from base 269 to 1486 and encodes 405 amino acids. The transcript has 4 exons. The record is from RefSeq and is a predicted model, not a curated record. Lineage: Eukaryota; Metazoa; Chordata; Actinopteri; Acipenseriformes; Acipenseridae.